This is a messenger RNA of Chiloscyllium plagiosum (whitespotted bambooshark), 2260 nucleotides long. RefSeq names its product eukaryotic translation initiation factor 2-alpha kinase 1 (gene eif2ak1). Lineage: Eukaryota; Metazoa; Chordata; Chondrichthyes; Orectolobiformes; Hemiscylliidae. Gene Ontology annotation, biological process: regulation of translational initiation by eIF2 alpha phosphorylation. Gene Ontology annotation, cellular component: nucleus; cytoplasm. Gene Ontology annotation, molecular function: ATP binding; eukaryotic translation initiation factor 2alpha kinase activity. The record is from RefSeq and is a predicted model, not a curated record.
CCGUGAAUGCCCUGGUGUAGAGCGGAGCGAGUCUCACCCGCUGUCCCCGGGACAUGGACUCCGACGAUGACUUGCGGCGACCUCGGGCCAAGCUGGCCUUUAGUUUGCCGCAGCAAGUUCCAGCCACUUUCGAUGAAACCGAUCUAAUGCAGCAGUGUAGCUUGCUAGAAUGCAACCAAGCCAAAACAACAUUGAUGGAUUUCACGAUUGCCAUUCCCAACCAGCUAUUGUUGGUCUCACUCCUGGAGCAUCUCUGCUUUAUUUAUGAGAAAAAUCCUCAGCGCUCAAUGAUCCUGUUUAAAUUGUUGUGCCAUAAACUAGCAGGAAUGCACUUGAUUUCACCAAUCACUUUCAGUGAUGAGUUCAGCACUGUGAGGCUGCAGCACAACCAGGCUUUUACAAAUUUGCUACAAGCAGUGAGCAACGGCUUGUAUCGACAGGGGCAAGCUAUCAGUGGAGAAGCACCUACCCACCUCUCCUACAGAACAAAGGAAGCUCUGUUCCAGGGACAGACAUCUCGCUACAUGAAUGAGUUUGAAGAGAUUGAAAGACUGGGAAAAGGUAGCUACGGAAAAGUAUAUAAGGUCAGAAAUAAAUUGGAUCGACAGCUUUAUGCCAUAAAGAAGAUUCUUAUGAAGAAAAUUACAAGAUACGACUGCAUGAAGGUGCUGAGAGAGGUUAAAGUUUUGGCUGGCCUACAGCAUCUACACAUUGUCGGCUAUCAUACUGCUUGGAUGGAGCAUAUACAGCCACCACCUCUGAAAACUAAUCAAAUACCUUACAGCACUUUCUGUACAUUAAAAAGUCCCUCUGGUCAAGAAGAUUGCAGAGACUCUUCCACCCAGAACAUAGAAACCAGUUCUUCGAGUAUCAUAUUUGCAGAAACCAAUUCUGUUGUAAGAGAGGGAGGGACUUUGUCAAGGAGCAAGCUGGUUGAGGGGGAGAUGUGCACAAACACCUCAUGGGGAAAUGACAAUCACAUUUUCUUCUAUGAUGGAGACUGUGCAGCAAGAUGUGCAAAUGCUGGUAUAUGUCAGCCACCAGCCUCACUCCCGAGAAUGAAAGAUAUCCAGGUGCACUCUUCACUCCUUCCUUCAAAAUGUCCAAGCUUUGAGACGCAAAAGUCUCAUAUUGUAAAGAGCAACUUGAACCCGUUGGUUGAAGCAGUGGCAACUGAGGCAGAAGACAUUGAGAGGGCAAAGGAAAAAGUAACUGGUGUCUUAGAGGAGAUUUCAGGAUCAUCUUCCCAUGCUAACAUUAACUCCAGUCUGGAGGAUGGCUCAUCAUUCACAGAUAUGCACCACGAGUCCAAGAUCCAAUUCCACCUCAUGCUGCAUAUACAAAUGCAGUUGUGUGAGAGGUCCCUUCAAGAUUGGAUUUUGGACAGGAAUAGGAAAUCAACAGAGGGCCUAUCACUUACAGGUCCAUUUGACCUUGUGGAUCCUGAAUGCACUAUUCACAUAUUCUGGCAGCUGCUUGAGGGAGUCCAAUUCAUCCACUCCAGGGGUGUCAUGCAUCGAGACCUGAAGCCAAGGAAUAUUUUUCUCCAUGGGCCUGACUACCAUGUUCGGAUUGGGGAUUUCGGCUUGGCCUGCAGUGACAUCAUUACCAAGGCUUCCGAUCAGUCUCCGGCAGCAACCAAACUAGCUGAUUUAAAGCACACUUCAGGAGUGGGGACUUGUCUGUAUGCUUCCCCUGAACAACUGAGAGGCUCUUCUUAUGAUUUUAAGUCAGACAUGUACAGCGUAGGUAUCAUCUUAAUGGAGCUCUUUCAGCCAUUUGGAACAGCAAUGGAAAGGAUAAAGAUGCUCACAGCUCUUCGAGAGUCCCAUAUCUCAGAGGACUUUGCACAGCACUGGCCUGUACAUGCUAAAUAUGUUAAGAUGCUAACCAGCCGAAUCGCAUCCUGCAGACCGAGUGCAGAUGAGAUGUUGACCAGUGAACUCUUCCGUAGUUCACCUCAGGUAAAUGUAUCUCGAGACAACCUUGAAUGGAAAGUAGUUACCCAGGAGCAAGAAAUUAAGAGCCUACAACAGAAAGUGAUCGAUCAGCAAGAUGAAAUCAGGAGUCUCAAGGAAGUGAUCAAAUUACUGGCUGGGGAGAGAGAACCCAGUUAGAGAGAAUCUUAAUGGACUGGAGAUAAUUUGAUUUUUUUUUCCACCUAAAUUAAUUUUGACUGCCUCAUGUAUGACUGUUUUGUAUGACUGUACAAGUUUAACUUUAUGUUCUGUGAGAUGAGAGAUUAAAUAUUAAAAUGAAA